GACACCCAACAUGUAGGUGUGAAAGAAAGGGCUGACGAGAGACGACUACGUAUGGUCUGAAUUAUCGUUUAAUACUCACCUGCAAUCAUUAAAGCUGAACUAUUUCAUAUUCUCUCCUGGCUCACUUCUGACUCUUCAUCAUCACUUUCAUACAUACGAAGACCAAUUAGUUUUAUAUCAACUGUACUAAGAUAUCUUGCUUUCAAUAACGAACAUCAUGGCAGUCUCUAAACUCAACGGAACGAAUGGAACAGAUGCACAGGCCGUAGGCAAAGCGUUUCCUCCUGGAGUCCAUGUCCCCAGCUUGACAUGGUUUGCCGACAACAAGACUCAAGAGAUUGAUUGGGAAGUGCAAACAAGGCACAUCCGCUUUCUAAUUGAGUCAGGAUUACACGGCAUUGUCAUCGCCGGUACCAAUGGAGAGGCGGUAACGCUCAGCUCCUCCGAGAAAGCUCAACUUAUUAAGACAACACGCGACCAAGCUAUUGAGUUGGGUCGACCGGAACUGCCUAUCACUGUUGGAUGUGGUGGAGGAUCGACAAGACAAGUGAUUGAGGAUACACAACUGGCAAAAGAUUCUGGCGCUGAUUUUGCACUCGUCUUGGUGCCGAGUUAUUUCCACUUUGCCAUGAACGAAGAUGCGAUCGUGGGAUUCUUUGAGGAACUUGCCGACGCGAGUCCUAUUCCUGUACUCAUCUACAAUUUCCCGGGAGUCGCAGCUGGCCUCGAUGUCAACUCGGAGAUGCUAUCAAAGCUAGGCGAACAUCCCAAUAUCGUGGGAGUCAAGUUGACAUGUGGUGGUAUUGCUAAAGUUUCUCGGAUACGAAACCAAUUCUCUCCAGAACAGUUCUGUGCACUGGCUGGUCAAAGUGACUGGUUGUUGCCAGCAGUCUCUGUCGGUGGCAUUGGAACCAUUACAGGUCUUGCCAACAUCUACCCUAGAACCUGCAUAGAACUCUAUAAUCUAUCAAUUGAAGGCACAACUCAAAAGGCUACGAAGGCCCAAAACGAACUGGCCGCGGUUGAGUGGGGCUUUGCAAAAGGCGGCAUCAACGGCACUAAAUGGGUAGUAGCUCAGUACCUUGGGUAUCCAGAGAGUAGUUGUCACACGCGCAGACCAUAUCCACGAUUCAGCGACGCCAAGAAGCAGGCUUGGAUCACAGAGAUUAUGAAGCCCCUCGAAGAGCGGGAAAAGACACUUGCUAACUGUUGAGAUUUCACUCCGUGCUCGGCGAAAAGAGGGGCGCCAUGGCUACCGCCACUAGUCGCCAUCCCUCGGCACUCCUACUCUGGGUCUGGCCCAGGGACAGCAGCUGUAGCAUAUAGAACAGUUAAAGUGUUAGAAUAGCUACCUUAACAUAGAAUAUAAUAUGACUUGAUUCGGAGA
Molecule: messenger RNA, 1387 nt
Organism: Pseudogymnoascus verrucosus
Lineage: Eukaryota; Fungi; Ascomycota; Leotiomycetes; Thelebolales; Thelebolaceae
Exons: 4
Coding region: 218-1213 (331 amino acids)
Molecular function (GO): 4-hydroxy-tetrahydrodipicolinate synthase activity
Source: RefSeq, a predicted model, not a curated record